GCGAGUCCCAGAAAAACAGAGCGGGGCCAGCUGCGGCGUGGAUGCGAGCGGGGCUGGACGCGCGCAGAUCGCCCGCCCGGAGACCCGCAAGGAGUGGGCAUUUAUCGGAAAAGCUGGGUAAGCCAGCCCUUUAUCCAGAGCUCCAGGACCAAUGCCGCUUUCCAUUACCUUGAACUACUGAUCUGUGCAGAGCCCCAGUUGCAGAAGACUUUCGUGUCACCAUCAUGAGCUCUGAGUGUGAUGUUGGUGCUUCGAAAGCUGUGGUGAAUGGGCUGCCACCAGGAGGAAAUGAACAGGACAAAGACAUGGAUCCUACAAAAAUCUGCACUGGGAAGGGAGCAGUGACUCUCCGAGCGUCAUCUUCCUACAGGGAAACCCCAAGUAGCAGCCCCGUGAGCCCACAAGACACUCCACAGCUGGAAGGCAAACCAGAUGAGUUGAGGUUUGCUUCCAAUGCCGAUGCCAAUGGAAAUGCCCAGCCAUCUUCACUCGCUGCCAAGGGCUACAGAAGUGUGCAUCCCAACCUGCCUUCGGACAAGUCCCAGGAUUCAAGUCCUCUACUAAAUGAAGUGUCCUCACCCCAUGUUGGAACUGACUCCCAAGCUUUUAUACCAGUUAGCAAGCCAUCAUCUGCCUACCCCUCCACCACAAUCGUCAACCCUACUAUUGUGCUUUUGCAGCACAAUCGAGAACAGCAGAAACGACUCAGUAGCCUUUCAGAUCCUGUUCCAAAAAGAAGAGUGGGAGAUCAGAACUCUUCAGCAGUUCAGGAAAAACCCACCUCUCCAGGCAGUGCUUCUGAGAAGAAAGCCAAGGAUGAUAGUUGGCGAGUGGCCAAGAGUGCUCAGGACUUGAGCAAUGUCUCCAUGGAUGAAGUGGGCAUCCCACUCCGGAACACCGAGAGAUCCAAAGACUGGUACAAGACUAUGUUUAAACAGAUCCACAAACUGAACAGAGAUGAUGAUUCAGACCUGUACUCUCCUCGAUACUCCUUUUCUGAAGACACAAAAGCGCCCCUUUCUGUGCCUCGUUCAAAAAGUGAGAUGAGCUACAUUGAUGGGGAGAAGGUAGUUAAGAGGUCGGCCACACUUCCCCUCCCAGCCCGCUCUUCCUCAUUAAAAUCCAGCCCAGAAAGAAAUGACUGGGAGCCCCCAGAUAAGAAAGUAGAUACAAGAAAAUACCGUGCGGAGCCCAAAAGCAUUUAUGAAUAUCAGCCCGGCAAGUCCUCCGUUCUGACCAACGAAAAGAUGAGUCGGGAUAUAAGCCCAGAAGAGAUAGAUUUAAAGAAUGAACCUUGGUAUAAAUUCUUUUCGGAAUUGGAGUUUGGGAAACCGCCUCCCAAAAAGAUAUGGGAUUAUACUCCUGGAGACUGCUCUAUCCUUCCUAGAGAGGAUAGAAAGACUAAUCUAGAAGGAGAUCUUCAACUCUGCCAAACAGAAUUAGAGGCAGAUUUAGACAAAGUGGAGAUGCUUAAUAAAGCGCCCACUACAGACCUUUUACAGAGCUCAGCAGGCUGCACAUCUCUGGAAGUUUCUUCGGAGCCCCCUGGAUACGUCUAUUCUUCCAACUUCCACGCAGUGAAGAAAGAAUCUGAAGGGGCACCUGUGGAUCUCGCUGGUUUGGAGAACGAGAGGCAGAUUUAUAAAAGUGUCUUAGAAGGUGGCGAUAUUCCUCUCCAGGGCCUGAGUGGGCUCAAGCGGCCUCCCAGCUCGGCCUCCACAAAAGUGGAUCGUAAAGGUGGGAAUGCUCAUAUGAUUUCUUCAUCUUCAGUUCCUAGCCGAACGGUUAGCACUAGCAAUGCGUUAGGCCCUCUGUAUAAGCACAAGAAACCCCUGUCCGCCGCAAAAGCCUGCAUCUCGGAAAUCCUCCCCUCCAAAUUCAAACCCAGGCUCUCUGCUCCUAGCGCUCUUUUGCAGGACCACAAGAGCAUCCUGCUGCCAUCAGAGAAGACUCAGAGCUGUGAGAACCUGAGUACUUCCACUUCGAAUGAUUCCAAAAGAGGUUUCCCCCUCCACAUGGGGGGCAGCAUCGAGAACCUGCUCUUGCGCUCUCGGCGGGAUUAUGACAGCAGGUCGAGCAGUACCAUGAGCCUGCAGGAAUAUAGCACCAGCGCCAGGAGGCCCUGCCCUCUCUCCAGGAAGCCUGGCAUGCAGUUCUCCAUGCUUUACCGGGACAUGCAUCAGAUCAACCGGGCAGGCCUCUUCCCCGGCUCUAUCUCCUCCUCCAGCGUUCGGGAUCUUGCCUCCCACUUUGAAAGGAGCGGCUUGGGAUUGGCCCGGGGUGAACUGGGCACCAGCCAGGAGGGCUCCGAGCAUAUCCCCAAACACACGGUCUCUUCCCGCAUCACGGCCUUUGAGCAGCUCAUUCAGCGCUCCCGUUCCAUGCCUUCCCUGGAUCUGUCCGGCAGGCUGAGCAAGUCCCCCACUCCUGUGCUGUCCCGCCGGGGCCUGACCACAGCCCGCUCAGCCGAGUCCCUCCUGGAGUCCACCAAGCUCCGGCCCAGGGAGAUGGACAGUCUGAGUCCCCAGGGCAGCUACACCUCGCCUGUGUGUACCAGUGUGGUAGAGCCCCUCUUGGGGCCUCGGGGUCCCCUGCCUUCCGAGCCACUCUCCACAUGUUCCGACGACCUGGACCGCUGCUCCAACAUCUCUAGUGACAGCCGAGAGGGCAGCAGUGGCAGCGUUCACGGAGACUUCCCCAAGCACCGUCUCACCAAAUGCAAGGGCACCUGCCCGGCCGCCUACACUCGCUUCACCACCAUCCGCAAGCAUGAGCAGCAGCAGCCAUCCCGGCAGUCAGAUUGGCACCUGGAUUCCAGAGGCGACAAGAGCACCCUCCUCAGGAACAUUUACCUGAUGAGCCCCCUCCCUUUUCGGUUGAAAAAACCCCUCCAGCACACCCCCAGACAGCCUUUCCCCCGGGACUUCUCAGGUCCCCCAGUGGGCCAGAAACCAGACCUCUCCGGUCAGCCCCAUCUGGAUGAACCCCAGUCUGCUGCUGGGGGGAAGCCAUGGGUCCCUAAACGUGUUUCUUCCUGGCAAGCCAUGGCCAGACUAGGCUGGACCACAGAGCCCCCUCAGGAGACACACGAGGCCCCACAGGAUCUUCCCAAGGCCUUUAACAAUGGGAACCCCGGGCUGUGCUCAGAACGUGGCCUGGACAGCAACAACAACCCACAAAGUGAACUGAGAACAUCCCUUGGAGAUUCAGAAUCCCCAAGACAUUUUAUACCCGCUGAUUAUUUGGAAUCUGCAGAAGAAUAUAUUCGAAGGCGGCAUGAUGAUAAAGAGAAACUGUUAGCGGACCAGAGACGACUUAAGCGUGAGCAAGAAGAGGCCGAUAUUGCUGCUCGACGCCACACGGGCGUCAUUCCGACGCACCAUCAGUUUAUCACUAAUGAGCGCUUUGGGGACCUCCUCAAUAUAGACGAUACGGCAAAAAGGAAAUCUGGGUCAGAGAUGAGACCUGCAAGAGCCAAAUUUGACUUUAAAGCUCAAACACUGAAGGAGCUUCCUCUGCAGAAGGGAGAUAUCGUUUACAUUUAUAAACAGAUUGAUCAGAACUGGUAUGAAGGAGAGCACCAUGGUCGUGUGGGCAUCUUUCCCUGCACCUACAUUGAGCUGCUUCCUCCUGCUGAAAAGGCUCAGCCCAAAAAGUUGCCUCCAGUGCAGAUUCUGGAAUAUGGAGAAGCUAUUGCUAAGUUUAACUUUAAUGGUGAUACACAAGUAGAAAUGUCAUUCAGAAAGGGUGAGAGGAUCACGCUGCUUCGACAGGUGGAUGAAAAUUGGUACGAGGGGAGGAUUCCAGGGACAUCCCGUCAAGGGAUCUUCCCCAUCACAUAUGUGGAUGUGCUCAGGCGGCCAUUGGUGAAGAAUUCCACGGAUUAUAUUGACCUGCCCUUCUCCUCCUCCCCAAGUCGGAGCGCUGCUGCAAGUCCCCAGUUUCCGAGUCACAGCAAACAGCUUGUACCAGCACCCCUGACCCUGCCUCCCCCCAGACGAACCCUGUCCCCUGAGCUGCAUGCUGUCACCUCUGAGUGGAUCUCACUGACCGUUGGGGUCCCAGGCCGGCAUUCUCUGGCCCUCACGCCUCCUUUGCCUCCUCUGCCAGAGGCUUCCAUGUAUAACACAGACCCCUUAGCCUUUUUGGCAAAACCCCGUCCCUCCCUGUCCCUCAGUCUUCCCCACUUGAGUUGGUCAUCCCAUCCCACUCCAUACUCUGUCAUUUCCCCACUGGCCCUGCCUCCCCCUGACAGAACCUACUCUCCGGAAUCCAGUGCUCAGACUGCCCCUCAGCUCAAUGGAGACAGUGGUGUCCACGUAUCAUUUUCCGAUGACACCCAGGAUAGCUUCUCCCAGCCACCAGUGCCCCAUAGGAGCUCUGAUAGAGUGAUCUCAGAGCUUAGCAGUGCCUUUAGCAGCCAGGGAAAGCGGCAGCUGCAGCAAGAAAAGAAUGGACAGUCUGAGAGGAAAGCAGAGAGAGAGGCAGGUGAGAGAGGCCUCGGUGGACCCAAGAUCUCUAAGAAGAGUUGCUUGAAACCAUCAGACGUGGUCAGGAGCCUGAGCACUGAACAGAGACUCUCAGAUCUCCACAGCCCCGAGGAGAGCCGGCCCAGCCAGCCCUUGGGUAGCCCAUUUCCGGGAAGGGAGACUGAGCAGACAGACCUGCAUAGAGGUGGUGAGCAGGCUAAGAGGAUGGCUGCUCGGAGUGGUAUGAGCCAGGAAGCAGUAUGCAAUGAGAUCAUAAACAUUGCGGAAAAAUCUGUUCAUUACUGCAGCACUGUUUCUCACCCCCUUGACUUUCAUCACAAGGUAUCCCCUUCUGACAAUAAACCAUCUUUAAUCAUUUCUCAGCAACCUCAAGCCCAGCAGCGAAGAGUCACCCCAGACAGAACUCAAACCUCACAAGAGCUAUUUAGCUACCAAGCAUUAUAUAGCUAUAUACCACAGAAUGAUGAUGAGUUGGAACUCCGAGAUGGAGAUAUUGUUGAUGUCAUGGAAAAAUGUGACGAUGGAUGGUUUGUUGGUACUUCAAGAAGGACAAGGCAGUUUGGUACUUUUCCAGGCAACUAUGUAAAGCCUUUGUAUCUAUAAGAAGAAUGACACACAGAAAUUAUUUCUAUUGGGAGAGGAAACCCAACUCAUGAACUGGUCUCUUAAAUAUCAAGUCAGUAAGAAAGCUAAUGCAGUGGAUAAAGUGAAAAGCAAGAGAGGGACAGAGAAGUGUUGUGCUUGAAACCCAAGCCUGUUUAAGCUUAUGGUCUAUCAGACAGGUUUAAAAUGUGCGUUGAACAAAAUGGAAUGAAGCAAAUCUGUAUUUCCUUAGCUGCUUCUGGAGCCUCUCCAGCUUUCCCCAUUUCAACCCUCCUUGGUUAAUCUGACCUGCCACCCAAUCCAAUCCAGGUAGGUUAGAAAAGUCUCUUGCUGCUCAGCCUUGACCUGCUUAAAUGGAUUUUUUAGCCUGAAGCAGCCUUGCAGUGCCAGGCAGCUCUCAUCCAUUUUUCCAGUGGCUUCAUGCACAGGCUCCUGUAGUUGCUUAGAGGCCACUGAUCCAGCAAUACUGAUGAAGAUCAGCCUGGGUUUCUGAGGCCACUCGACCAACUACUCAAAACCAAGGCACCUAAGAUAAUAGAGGUAAAGUCUCAGAGCCUUGUACACUCAGUCCCAGGGUACAGGCAGAGAAGUUUCCAAGUGAUUAGGUUAAAAAGCACCAUAGUUGUUCAUUUUUUGUUUGAGGUGCAGGACAUAGAAUCCAGGGGCUUGCCAAAGCAAAGCAAGUUCUCUACCACUGAGCUACAUCUACAGCUCAGGAAGCCCUGUAGUUCUGAAGGUCAUUUACACUGUGAAAGUUUCCCAUGCUUUCGUACAUAGUCACCAUUUCAUUUAUCAGGACAUCAUUGUUAACCAUCGUUGGUUUCUGGCCAGGACAGUUUGGUAUUGAUAGACCUUUUCUCAAAGAGAACUGAGGAUGAUGAUAAGUGAUGGAUUUUCCAGACACUGACGUGCACCAGAUUCCUGGAACUUCAAUGAA
This is a messenger RNA of Suncus etruscus (white-toothed pygmy shrew), 6030 nucleotides long. RefSeq names its product sorbin and SH3 domain containing 1 (gene SORBS1). Gene Ontology annotation, biological process: cell-substrate adhesion. The record is from RefSeq and is a predicted model, not a curated record. NCBI's taxonomy places the organism in Eukaryota, Metazoa, Chordata, Mammalia, Eulipotyphla, Soricidae. Bases 225 to 5093 code for a protein of 1622 amino acids. Gene Ontology annotation, cellular component: nucleus; cytoplasm; cell-substrate junction. The transcript is spliced from 29 exons. Gene Ontology annotation, molecular function: protein binding.